CGAUUGCGCAAUGGAGUCCAUAUCGAGGAUCUCCAGCAUGCUGGAAACAGCUCGCGACCUCACGCUCGAGGCAGCUAGAGAUGCCAGCUAUAUCCGCAAGACUUCCACUCGGCCUCUGCCAGCCGCCCAGCUCAAGAAGCUGCUGGAUAGCCGCACAGAAAGAGAUGUGCUUGAGGGGUUACGGAAAGUGAUUACUAUGGACUACCGCAAUCAACCCACCCUCCCCUUCUUCACCUCCGUAAUCAAAAACGUCGCGUCCCCCUCCCUCGAAGUCAAAAAGCUCGUCUACAUCUAUCUCCUCCACCAUGCCGAAGCCGAGCCCGACACCGCCCUGCUAGCUAUAAACACGAUCCAAAAGUCGCUCGCCGACUCAAAUCCCCAGGUGCGGGCCCUCGCCCUACGCGUCAUGUCCGGUAUUCGUGUGCCCGUCAUCUCGCAGAUUGUGAGCCUGGGCAUCAAGAAAGGCGCGGGGGAUAUGAGUCCAUAUGUCCGGAGAGCGGCUGCGCUCGCAGUACCGAAGUGCUAUGCGUUGGAUCCGAGCACAUUACCGCAACUGCUGGAAUUUCUCGCGACGCUGUUGGGGGAUAAGCAGUAUUUCGUUGCUGGAGCGGCUGUAGCUGCGUUUCUGGAAGUGUGCCCAGAUCGAAUAGAUCUGAUACACCCACACUACAGGAGUCUGAUACGGAAACUGGUCGACAUGGAUGAGUGGGGACAGCUGGCGACAUUACGGCUCAUGAUGGUAUAUGCACGGAAAUGCUUCCCAAGACGGACACGACGAGUGAAGAAGACCAUCGUCUCAAGCACUACUAAUAAACUAACCACGAAAACCACAAAAGGCUUCUACGACAGCGACUCCGACUCCCCCGACUCCGAAUCCUCCGAAUCCUACGAAAAAAUCCAAGUCCUAGACCCCGACCUCGAGCUCCUCCUCAAAUCCGCCUCCCCCCUCCUCCAAUCCCGCAACUCCGCCGUCGUCAUCGCCGUCGCGCGCUGCUACCUCUACCUAGGCACGCCCGCCCACCUCGAUGCCGCCAUCGGGCCCCUCAUCUCCCUCCUCCGCUCCGCAGCCGACAUCCAGCACAUCGCCCUUUACAACAUCGUGCAAGUAUGCCUCGCGCGGCCCCAGCCCUUCGUGAGCCACUACACCCACUUCCUCGUCCGUAGUACCGACGCGCCGCACAUCUGGCGGCUAAAACUCGAACUCCUGACCCUAAUCUUCCCCCACGCGCCCCCGCGACUCCAGUCCCUCAUCCUCGCCGAGCUCUCCCACUUCUCCCGCAGCAGCGGCUCCCAGGACCCGGGCCUCGUGCGCGAAGCCGUGCGCGCCAUCGGCCGCUGCGCGCAGAGCUCCGCGACCUCUCCCCGGACCUCAGCGCGCUGUCUGCGCCUCCUGCUCGCGCACAUCGGCUCCGCGGACGCCCACCUCGUCGCCGAGAGCCUCGAGGUGAUCCGCCACCUGAUCCAGCGCGACCCGGACGCGCACCGCACGACCGUCGUGCGCCUCGCAAAGCACCUCGACGCCGCCACCAGCGCCCAGGCACGCGCCAGCAUCAUCUGGCUCGUCGGCGAAUUCGCAGGCGUCGACCCGGCGAACAACAUCGCGGCCGACGUGCUGCGCAUUCUCGCAAAGGGCUUCGCAGACGAAGCGGAGGCGGCCAAGUUGCAGAUUGUAUUGCUAGCUGCGAAAGUCUACGUGCACUAUCUAGACGCGAACCCGCCUCCUGACCCACCUCAGACACAGCCAAAAGCUUCGCCGUCGCUACUGGAUGGACUGGACGAUGACAGCGGGUUCCGCGACGUCGAGGUCCCGCAGCAACAGAAAGAACCCGAGAAGAAAGACAUGUAUCCGAUACCGGCGCUGUAUCACUAUAUCCUUCUACUCACCCGCUACGACACAUCCUACGACCUGCGCGACCGCGCCCGCGUCUACCGCGCCCUCCUCGCCACCCCGUCAUCAACACAGCUCGCGUCGCUGCUGCUCCUAGCGCCGAAACCCGUCCCGCAGACCCCGAGCCCCAGCGAGGCGCGCAAGGGCUACACCCUCGGCAGCGCGAGUCUAGUCGUCGGGGACGAGGGCGGCGUCGGCGGGCUACGGGGGUACUCGGACCUGCCCCCCUGGGUAGCGGAGGGCCAGGAGCCGGACGCGCGGCUGCGGGAUGAAGUGGUGAGUUCGAGUCGGGACUACGAGCCCAUGGCGUCGCGAAGCCAGACGGCGAGUGAGCGGUUGGAUAGCGCGGUUAGUGCGGUGCCUACCUCUGCCUAUAGUCGGUCGCCUGCUGGGGAUACGGGGCUGGCGCCGAAGAAGGCGAGCGCGAAUGGGGUUAAGGAGAAGUCGUUGGAUGAUUGGCUGGCGGAGGACGAGGAGAGCGAGGAGACGGAGACGGAGAGUGAGGAGGAGGAGAGUACGGAGGAGGAAGAGACGGAGAGUGAAGAGGAGAGCGAGGAGGAGGGGGAGGGGGAUCGGUUGGUCAAGUCGUCGUAGACUAGACGAAGAGAAUUGCAUCGAAUUCGUGCUACUGUGGUUACUUUGCCCUUGAGAUAAUAGAAAUGAGCGAGUCCCUUUGACAGUUCGUCAAAACUCGAUCAAUCA
Messenger RNA from Mytilinidion resinicola, 2590 nucleotides. Its product is annotated as ARM repeat-containing protein. NCBI's taxonomy places the organism in Eukaryota, Fungi, Ascomycota, Dothideomycetes, Mytilinidiales, Mytilinidiaceae. The record is from RefSeq and is a predicted model, not a curated record. The transcript has 3 exons. Gene Ontology annotation, biological process: vesicle-mediated transport; intracellular protein transport. Gene Ontology annotation, cellular component: AP-3 adaptor complex; membrane coat. Bases 38 to 2482 code for a protein of 814 amino acids.